UGUCUGCUACCCCGGGACCACCGCCCACCAGAAGUUUGGAACUCCAACAAGAUGGCUGCUGGUGUGAUACGGUCUGUCUGUGACUUCCGGUUGCCUCUACCAACACACCAGUCCUUCCUGCCCACAGACCUGGAGGCUCCAGAAACUUCUGAAGAGGAAGAAGAGGAGGAGGAGGAAGAAGAGGAGGAAGAGGGAGACCAGGAGCUGCAAGAUGAGGUGCCACAGGGCUGUAGACCAGACUCCCCGAGCUCAGGAGUGGCUCCCCAGAGUCCCAGCAGCCCUGAGACCCCAAUGCAGCUGCUGCGCUUCUCAGAGCUCAUCAGUGGCGACAUCCAGCGGUACUUUGGACGCAAGGACACAGGGCAAGACCCAGAUGCCCAGGAUGUCUAUUCUGACAGCCAACCAGCCAGCUGCUCUGCCCGGGAUCUGUACUAUGCUGACCUAGUAUGCCUGGCCCGGGAUGGGCCCCCGGAGGAUGAGGAGGCUCCUGAACUCGGUGUGCAUUUGCCUGGGGGGCCUGAGGGUCAGGUGCACAGGCUGGGCCCCAGAGGAGACAGGGUGCCACCACUGGGGCCCCUGGCCGAGCUCUUUGACUAUGGGCUUCUGCAGUUCUCCAGGCCCAGAGUGUCAGCUUGUCAAAGACUGAGGCUGGAGCGCAAGUACAGCCACAUUACCCCCAUGACCCAGAGGAAGUUGCCGCCAUCCUUCUGGAAGGAGCCUGUGCCCAGCCCCCUAGGCCUACUGCAUGCAGACACGCCGGAUUUCAGUGAUCUUCUGGCCAGCUGGUCUGCUGAGGGCAGCGCGGAGCUGCAGAGUGGAGGUGCCCAGGCUCUGGAGGGGACACAACUGACUGAGAUCUAAUGAGUGGGAGGGUCAGGAUUGUGCUGGGGUAGCAGGGGCCCUUUCUCGGGCACCCAGCCUCUCCUUCCUGUAGCCCAGGCACCUCCCCAGUGGGUCUAUCCAAGCAACCAAACAGUUGACGUCCCCCUCAAGAGAAGAGCAGGCCUGAGAGGAU
Molecule: messenger RNA, 1015 nt
Organism: Peromyscus leucopus (white-footed mouse)
Lineage: Eukaryota; Metazoa; Chordata; Mammalia; Rodentia; Cricetidae
Gene: Percc1
Product: proline and glutamate rich with coiled coil 1
Exons: 1
Coding region: 52-861 (269 amino acids)
Source: RefSeq, a predicted model, not a curated record